GCGAAGUGAAACAAGUGUACAGGUCUAUAACUUCCUGGUUCUUGCAAGAGUUGUGAGCUGCGAGAAGCAGCAAUGGCGAAGCGACUGUCGCGCAAACGGAGCUUCAGGCUCGGCCUGCCGUUCUUCUGCGGGCAGUCCGACGCGGCGAGCCCCGGCGCAGCCGUCACGCGGUCCUCCUCGUCGUCGUUUGGCAGGGGGUCCGGGUCCGGGUCCGGGUCCGGGUCCAGCUCCAGCAGAAGGCAGUGCGAGCUGCAGAGGAUCUUCCAGCACUUCGACCGGGACAACGACGGCAAGAUCUCCGGCGCCGAGCUGCGCGCGUUCUUCGUGUCCAUGGGCGACGACAUGCCGUCGUGGGGACCGGGAGACGGCGACGGGUACAUGCUGGACUUCGCCGGGUUCGUGGCGCUGAUGGAGCGGGAGGGCGGCCAGGAGGAGGACCUGCGGAGGGCGUUCGAGGUGUUCAACGCCGUGGAGUCCGCCGGCAGGAUCACGGCCAGGGGGCUGCAGAGGGUGCUCGCCCAGCUCGGCGACCAGCGGUCCGUCGCCGACUGCGAGGCCAUGAUACGGGCCUACGACGUCGACGGCGACGGCGGCCUCGACUUCCACGAGUUCCAGAGGAUGAUGAGCUAGCUGGUGAGAGCUUGCUCAGAGCCCUUGCUAAUUGAAGGGUUGUUCAUAAGUCUGCAUCCAGAUGAGACAAUGCAGGUUGUUACAAGGCAAGAAAGCUCUCCACUUUGGAUGGUCUCCUGAUGCGUCUGAGAGGUUCUGCUUGCCCGAAGCAAUUUGCUAUCUCAUCUUGUGUUGUUUGGUGUGUCACGCCAGUGUAUCAUUAAAGUUUCAAUUGAUCUCCGCUUUUCUUUA
Molecule: messenger RNA, 861 nt
Organism: Phragmites australis (common reed)
Lineage: Eukaryota; Viridiplantae; Streptophyta; Magnoliopsida; Poales; Poaceae
Product: probable calcium-binding protein CML41
Exons: 1
Coding region: 73-630 (185 amino acids)
Molecular function (GO): calcium ion binding; enzyme regulator activity
Source: RefSeq, a predicted model, not a curated record